GUUACAACUGGUGCAUUGAGGUCAUCCGAACAUCAAAUCUGUCGUGGCUGGCCAACGAGCUGGAGCUGAACAAGGCGCUGGUCUACUACUUGCGCCAGAACGACGUCAACCAGGCCAUUGAGACGCUGCAGAUGUACGAUCGCAAGAGCGAGAGCUCCAUGACGGCCAGCGCGCUAACGAAUCUGAGCUUUAUCUAUAUUAAUCUGGGCAAUCUGGAGAUGGCGACGCACUGCCUCAAUCAGCUGCAGGAGGAGCUGGGCGCGCUGCAGACAAGUGCACUGGCCCUGGUCAAUGCCGGCAUUGUCGAUAUGCUCAAUCAGAAUCUGAGCUCGGCUGGCGAGCGCUUGCAGCGCGCCCUGCAAUUGGAUCCGACGAGCUUCGAGGCCAACUACAAUUUGGGCUUGCUGGCGCUGAAGCAGCAGGACUUUGAGCUGGCCGAGGAGCAGUUUGAGCUGCUGAAGGCUCAGCUCAUGCAGCCGCAUUCCGUGCAGCACAGUCAUGUCUAUUACCAGCUGGCCAAGCUGCAGGAGCGACGGCUGAGCAGCGCCUCGUCGGGGGGCUUCAAGUCGAGCAGCUCGCCAGGUGCCCUGCAGGCCUACCUCCAGGUGCUGGGCAUCUCGGCGACGGAUGUCGAUUCGCGUCUGUUCGAGAAGGUCGGCAGCAUGUAUGAGCAGCGACAGGAUCACCAGGAGGCCAAUCAGUACUACAACGAGGCGUACCGCAUCAACAUGAGCGACAUCAACAUAGCCAGCUCCAUUGGCUCCUACUACAUCAAGCUGCAGGCCACGGAAAAGGCGCUCUAUUACUAUGAGCGUGCGGUGCUCGCCGAUCCCAAUGAUCCGAACCUAAUGCUGCGCAUUGCCAGCUGCUUUCGCAAUUCGUAUCUGCCGCCCAAGCAAUAUCUGGGCAUGUUCGAGAAUCUAUGCCCGCUUUCCGACAAUCUCACCUGUGUGCGGGUGAUGCGCUGAUGCAGGACCAAGUCACUGGGUAUGUCCGAGCUGCACGAGCGCUAUAGCCAGGACUACGCCAGGCUGCACAAGCAGCAGCAGGAGCGCCACGAACAGCGUUACCAACAGCAGCGUCUCUCCUCGGCCACCUCCAGUCGAGGCAGCAGGAGCAGCAACCUAAAGAUGAAGCAGCAUGUGGAUCCGUUGGGCCCGCCUGCCGAACGUCCUCGCACUGGCAUGUAUCGCGCACAGCAGAGCAACGACUCGGACGAUGAUGCAGAAAUGAACGCGGACAGUUUGUUGCCCAUUUAG
Drosophila hydei is the source of this 1259-nucleotide messenger RNA. It is a transcript of the gene nompB, whose product is annotated as intraflagellar transport protein 88 homolog. Lineage: Eukaryota; Metazoa; Arthropoda; Insecta; Diptera; Drosophilidae. Gene Ontology annotation, cellular component: ciliary basal body; non-motile cilium; ciliary base. Gene Ontology annotation, molecular function: kinesin binding. The record is from RefSeq and is a predicted model, not a curated record. Gene Ontology annotation, biological process: intraciliary transport; non-motile cilium assembly.